Ostrea edulis (European flat oyster) is the source of this 911-nucleotide messenger RNA. Its product is annotated as tumor suppressor candidate 2-like. Gene Ontology annotation, biological process: regulation of mitochondrial membrane potential. The transcript is spliced from 3 exons. Gene Ontology annotation, cellular component: mitochondrion. The coding region runs from base 125 to 454 and encodes 109 amino acids. Lineage: Eukaryota; Metazoa; Mollusca; Bivalvia; Ostreida; Ostreidae. The record is from RefSeq and is a predicted model, not a curated record.
CUUUUAUUAGUUUCUCAUUUCGAUUUCCGCCAAAUGGAAAAAGAAAAAUCGUGAUGGUCAUCAUCCAUGAUCUUGGCGAUGUGCAUGUAGCCUGUUAUUGUCGGUGUAUCGUCUCAUAAUAUGCAUGAAAAUGGGACAGAAAACAUCUUCCAUGGCACGAAAGGUGUCACAGUCAGUUUCAUCAAUGUUUGGCUCAACAAAUGAGAGUGGAGAGGGACCAAAUUCCUUGUCUGUGGCGAUAACGCCAUUUGUGUAUACCAAAAGAGGAUCAAGAUUUUACGACGAGGAUGGUGAUUUAGCCCAUGAGUUCUAUGAAGAAAAAGAUAUUAACGGCCAAACUGUUAUGGAACAACAUUGGCGAAACCUCAGACCCGAGGGUGACAUUAGACUUAACAUUCCACGGCUUCAUGUGGAUUUCCCUGUUGUGAUAUGUGAAGCUCCAUAUUCCAGUUGACAUUUAAUCCAGGAAUACACAAACUUAAUCAGAUGAAGACGCUGAGUGAAUAUGUGAAAAGUGACAACAAUUUUGCAUUUAAGACAGUGCAAGAUAUUUGCUGAACAAGUUCGACAAUGAAGGAGAUGCAGUGUGAUGAAGAUUGUGUUGAGAGCAGAUUUUAUGUGUUAUAAGUGUAUAAAGCAUGUAGAAAUCAAGACCUGUUUGUUAGCGUCUUACUAGUGCUCAAUAACACUAACAUGUAGCUUCAGUGUGAUUUGUGCAAUAUUUGGUUUUAUCAUUUGCAAAACGUUUAAAAUCAUGUAUGUAAUUUGUUUUGUGUUCCAAUUCCUAAAAGUCAUUUGUAUUUGUUGACUAAAGUUUGUAUAAAUUUAUUUAUUGCAAAACUGAUUUUGAAAUUUUAUAUUACAUGUUAGUAGAGUCAGGAAAUCUAAGUAAAGUUUUGAAAAAGCAUGUA